This is a messenger RNA of Penicillium lagena, 768 nucleotides long. Its product is annotated as PQ-loop repeat-containing protein. The transcript has 4 exons. Gene Ontology annotation, cellular component: endosome; trans-Golgi network. Gene Ontology annotation, biological process: phospholipid translocation; retrograde transport, endosome to Golgi. The record is from RefSeq and is a predicted model, not a curated record. The coding region runs from base 1 to 768 and encodes 255 amino acids. NCBI's taxonomy places the organism in Eukaryota, Fungi, Ascomycota, Eurotiomycetes, Eurotiales, Aspergillaceae.
AUGAAUCUCAUCUCACUGGUCAUUGAAUAUGGCGCCCCUGUCUUUCUCAUCACCUCUCCUCUGACCUCCUACGCGGACCAGAUUCUGAGCAUCCACCGCACACGGACAUCGGCCGGGUUCUCGCUCGACAUCCCGCUCAUCAUGCUCUCCGCCUCGAUUCUGAAGGUCUUCUAUUGGUUCGGCGCCUACUAUUCAGGCGCGUUACUAGCCCAGGCUCUCGUGAUGAUCCUGGUGCAGGGGACCCUGCUCAAGGUUGCGCUUGAGAAUCGGCCAUCUGCGGGGAUGAAGAAUGGGAUCGAGCAUACGCCCUUCAGCGGCGGCAGUGCCGAUGGCGGGUUUGCGCGACCCUACGAGUUUUGGCAGUGGAAGAACACCAAACCAUACUGGAUGUUCCUAGCCUACCUGGUUGCCGCGCUGACCGUGAUCCACCUCACCCCGGUCUCCCAAUCCGAGUUCUAUAUCAAUCUCCUGGGCUACAUCGGCCUAGCCAUCGAAGCCACGCUCCCUGUCCCCCAGAUUAUCUCCAACUACCGCUCAAACUCUUGCCAGGGUUUCCGGUUGUCCGUGCUAGCAGCCUGGCUCAUCGGCGACUCGAUGAAGAUGAGCUACUUCUUCUGUAGCCAGGAGCUGAUCCCGUUGGCGUUCAAGCUGUGCGGUAUGUUUCAGUGCAUGUGCGAUGUCUACCUGGGCGUGCAGUACUAUAUGUUUACGCGGGCCUCUUACCGGGCCGGGGGAAGUUCGGCGGAGAAGGACAUUCGCAUGACGUGA